Messenger RNA from Python bivittatus (Burmese python), 2462 nucleotides. It is a transcript of the gene TGM4, whose product is annotated as transglutaminase 4. Lineage: Eukaryota; Metazoa; Chordata; Lepidosauria; Squamata; Pythonidae. Gene Ontology annotation, molecular function: protein-glutamine gamma-glutamyltransferase activity. The record is from RefSeq and is a predicted model, not a curated record. Gene Ontology annotation, biological process: peptide cross-linking.
UCAAAAAUAACACCAAACCUGUUACAACUCCUGCUGCCUCUUGUGAAACUUGCAGGAGUAAAGCUGAAGAAAUACCAUGGGUGAGACAGCUGGAGAUCCUUUGAAGGCCGUCAAUGUUGAUUUUCUCAGGGAUGACAACACCCGCCUUCAUCAUACCAGUGACUAUUCCCACUGUAGCCUAAUUGUGAGACGUGGGCAGGAAUUUCAGCUAAAAGUGACACUUAACAGGGAGCUACAGGACAAUGACAAAGUCAGUCUGCAGCUGAGCGUUGGCGAAGCACCAAUGCCAUCAAAUGGGACCUUCAUAACCCUGAAUGCAAGGGCACAACAGGAUGCUCAACCAUGGCAUGCCAACAUCUCUCAAACAAAUGGGAAGGAGUGCGUAAUAGCUAUAACCAGCCCAGCUGAUGCAAUCAUUGGAAAAUAUCUUCUGAAGGUGGACACAGGAUCUGAUAUUUAUAGUCCUCCUAAGAAUUUUAUCUAUGUUUUGUUCAAUGCUUGGUGUCAAGCGGAUUCUGUUUUCAUGCCGGACGAUGGUGGAAGAGCCGAGUACAUUCUUAGUGAUACUGGCUAUAUUUAUGUUGGAUCGGCAGAAAAUAUUUAUGGAAGACCAUGGAAUUUUGGGCAGUUUGAGGAAGACGUUUUGGAUUGCUGCAUGUACCUUCUGGACAAGAGCCAGCUCAAGCCAAGUGCUAAAAAAGAUCCAGUGAUCAUCUCCAGGGCUAUGUCAGCUUUGGUUAAUUCUGAGGAUGAUCAUGGAGUUCUGUUUGCAAGCUGGUCAGGACACUAUUCUGGUGGUACAGCACCUUUGGCCUGGACAGGAAGUGUCACAAUUUUGCAGCAAUAUUACAAAACACAAAAAAGUGUCCUGUAUGGUCAAUGUUGGGUUUUCUCUGGAGUGCUUACCACAGUUAUGCGCUGCCUGGGGAUUCCGUGCAGAAGCGUGUCAAAUUUUGCUUCAGCUCACGAUACAGAGGAAAACCUUAAUGUGGACAUUUACUUGGAUGAGAAAGGAAGAAAAAUAGAAUCAUUAACGACGGACUCAGUUUGGAACUUCCACAUAUGGAAUGACGUCUGGAUGAAAAGGCUGGACUUGCCCAGUGGCUUUGAUGGCUGGCAGGCAAUUGAUGCCACACCUCAGGAACCGAGCCAAGGAAUUUACCAGUGUGGCCCAACCCCAGUCAAGGCCAUCAGACAUGGAGAAAUCUACCUUCCCUAUGACUCUAAGUUUGUGUUUGCUGAAGUGAAUGCAGACAAGAUGUUUUGGCUUGUAAAGAAUGCAGGAGGUACAAAAGAAUAUGUCAAACUGUGGGAAGAAACUAAGGCAAUAGGAAAGAACAUCAGCACUAAAGCUGUUGGGAAGAACAUCCGUGAAGACAUCACUGCCCAAUACAAAUUUCUGGAAGGUACUCCUGAGGAAAGGAAAGCUGUGGAAAUUGCUUCUUCUUACCUGCAGUCUUCAAAAUCUAAAAGCUAUAACCGUAUAUUACCUCCUAAGCUCCUGAAAGCUAACCUGAAAUUUGAGGUGGAGAGAAAAGAAACCUUGUGGCCAGGACAGCCAGUUGACCUGAAUGUCAUUGUAGAGAAUAAAUCUGUGGGCAAUUGGACUGGCAGCCUUGUUGCCUCUUGUCAACUUGAAUCAUACACUGGGAAAGUGCAUGCAAACCUUUCAACCAUCAAGGAGAUUGUCCAGACUGAAGGCAAACCAGUUAUUCAAAUACCUUGGAAAAUAACAGCUGAUACUUACAUAAAAACAAUGAUGUCUAUUGAGGAUGAACUUGUGAUCAAAGUCACUAUUAUUGCUGAAAUUCAAGAAACUAAGGAAAAAUUCACAAAAGAGUUUAUUUUAAGUUUUGAGUACCCACCUCUCAAAAUUGAGAUGGCGGAAACCGCAAAGAUUAAUCAAGAUUUUAUCUGUGCAUUUAUCUUCAAGAAUACUUUAUCCAUUCCACUGGAAAACUGCAAGCUGUAUGUAGAAGGCCUAGGCAUCUUUAUGAUGGAAGUAUUUGAUCAUGGGGACAUAGCACCUGGUAAAAUCUUUAAAUCCAAAAUAGUGUGUACUCCAAGGAAAACUGGACUGAAGAAGAUAGUGGCCAAACUGAAUUCUACCCAGCUGAAAGAAAUAACUGUGGAAAAGAUCAUUUCCAUCAUCGAAUAGGGCAUUCUCAAAUACCAUCAGGUGGUGUCACUAGAGAUACAUGUUAUGACUCAAGUCUCUAUAGAUUCUACUUGCAGCCUUGAUUGUGGUCCAAAAGAUUAUAUACAGAUAUAAAUAUUAAGCUAAAAGAAUUUAAGUAGCUUCAGGAGAUCGCUAUUUUGAUUUUAUCUAGAGGAGAUUUAAUAGAAGUUAUUCAAAUAUGCUUUUAUGUUUGCAGAGAUCGGACAGUUUAUCUAUAUACUACUAAAACUCUCAUUGUGUUUAUCUGUUUGUACCCUCAAGUUAGCCCAAACAGUGCAUUAUA